Messenger RNA from Exophiala aquamarina CBS 119918, 222 nucleotides. RefSeq lists its product as uncharacterized. Lineage: Eukaryota; Fungi; Ascomycota; Eurotiomycetes; Chaetothyriales; Herpotrichiellaceae. The record is from RefSeq and is a predicted model, not a curated record. The transcript is spliced from 3 exons. Gene Ontology annotation, cellular component: mitochondrion; cytoplasm; membrane. The coding region runs from base 1 to 222 and encodes 73 amino acids.
AUGGUCCGGAGGUGGUACCAAAGCAAGCUGUCAAAACGGCCACUGCUUACACAAGCUGUCACCACGGCAGUGCUGUUUGGUGCCGGCGACACUCUGGCCCAGCAAGCCGUGGAAAGAAAGGGUUUUCGGAAUCACGAUGCCGCACGAACAGGCAGAAUGGUCUUAUAUGGCGGCUGUGAGGAUAUGAUGCGAGGAGCAGCCACCAUCAGAGUUGACAAAUAG